CUCAGUUACUAUUCAGCAUUUAAAGCAAUAUAGUCUCAGCAUGUUUGGUCAAAUUUUCUCGAAAGAUUUAAACAAAAAUAUUGAAUUUAUUCCUUACAACUCGACGUAUUAUGAUCAAACUAUUGAAGUCAUUAGAAAAGCUUUCUUUAAGUACGAGACUGUGAGUGUUGGAAGUGAAAUUGACCAGAAUGUAGAAGCACAAAGAGAUUUAGAAGGACUUUGUGAUGAUGCCUUAAAAAAGAGUGAUGUAAGCAUUAUUGCUAGAGAUGUUGAGUUAGAUAAAAUUGUGGGUGUCGCCAUCAAUGUAAAACAGACAAAGCAAGUCGGAUCUGAUGAAAAGUCUUAUUUUGAGAGAAUCAGUGAUGAAUGCAAGACAAAAAGUGCUAAAUCACUAAUGAACUUCAUGAUAGCAGCUGAUGCAAAAGUUGAUUUAUUUGAGAAAUUUAAUGUGGAUUCAUUAUUUGAAAUUAUGUUUCUGGCUGUUUUGAAAGAAUACGGAAGACAAGGAAUUGGAUAUGAAUUAUGUAAAUAUUCAAUAGAUAAUGCAAAAAACAAUGAUCUUAAGCUAAUAUCAUCAUUAUUUACUGGAAGAAACACGCAUGCAAUUGGCAGGAAGUUGGGAUUUGAAGUUGUUUUCGAGGAAUCAUUCAACAAUUAUUCAUUCAAUGGUAAAACAUUUGCUGAAAGAUGCUGUGAUCCUGAAUUGACAUAUCAUCUAGCUGCCAAAUCUCUUUGAAAAUUGCAAUUAUUAAGUCUUGCUAUAAUUACCAACCAGCAUAUAAAGUAAGCUCAAAAACAAACAAUUUUUUAAAAUCCUUAAAAGAUUAUGUCAAACAAAUUUUUAAUUUUUUAUACUAUAAGCUUAUAACAUCUAAAAUUUAUGUUCUCGUCUUUUUUUUACACAUUUUAAAAAAGC
Molecule: messenger RNA, 916 nt
Organism: Chironomus riparius
Lineage: Eukaryota; Metazoa; Arthropoda; Insecta; Diptera; Chironomidae
Source: the annotation of a GenBank genome assembly